GAUGUUGCCAUGACAUUUAAGUAAUCAAAGAUGUCGUCCACAACGAGUGCGAGUUCUGUUGGCCGAGAUGUCGAAGCCAGGGAAUACCUUGAACAGCAUCGUGUUCUGGAACUUUUUAAUAACAUGACUGCACAGCUUAUUUACAAAAGACCUGAGAAUCCUAAGAAGUACAUGAUAGAUUUGCUCGAAAAACUUCAGAGAUCUAGAGCAACUAAACACGAUUAUCCCUGUCUCUUUGAUGAUACGAACAUUCAGUCAGUUUACAACAUGCUGGACCCAACCAACCGGGGAUUUAUCACACUGCAACAGUACCAAGAAGCCAUGACAACUCUUGGGGUUUCACCUAUUGUCGAGAAUAUUGAGGGAGCAAAUGAAGACAAAAUUAACUUUGAUGUAUUUUUGUCGCAAGCGAGAGCGGGAUUAAGUAAAGCAUCAGCCACAUUUAAAGCAACAUAAUGAAACGGACAUUAAUCAACGUAAUUAACAUAAGCUCACCUUGUACAUGACUGUAAAUAUUAAACUUUCAUCCACAUCAUU
Molecule: messenger RNA, 537 nt
Organism: Ostrea edulis (European flat oyster)
Lineage: Eukaryota; Metazoa; Mollusca; Bivalvia; Ostreida; Ostreidae
Product: EF-hand calcium-binding domain-containing protein 10-like
Exons: 4
Coding region: 31-456 (141 amino acids)
Molecular function (GO): calcium ion binding
Source: RefSeq, a predicted model, not a curated record